CACACUUCGACAAAGCGCGUUGUAGCAGUCUUUGUCGAAGUGUUUAUCAAAGCGUGCCUAUAGCAUGCAAUCGAUAACUGUGCUGCGUGCGGCGCAGAUUCGUGCUCGGAAGGUGAACCCGCUGACGCUGAUGCUGCCCGCGACUCGGCUGGCUUCGGCCACCUUUUCCAUCUCAACCUCAUCUCAGAAUAACGCUUUGCUCAGAGACUGCGGUGGGCUCUCGGCUCUUGACAUGAUUGCCAUAGGAGGUCAACUGCACGUUGUGUUCGCUGCGCUGGAACUUCUCAGCGUCCUGACUGUCGGCGACGCCAUGUUCAACCUGGAUUCCUUUCCCUACUGGGCACUUCCAAAUGCAACCCGGACCACGUGAAGGACGUGAUGGAGUAACGCGGAGAGAAAAAUCUUUGGGGCUUUAGGGAUUUCUUUGAAUUAGUCGACUAAGCAUUUCACGAUAUGAUGGCUUCAACGUU
Messenger RNA from Rhipicephalus sanguineus (brown dog tick), 470 nucleotides. RefSeq names its product solute carrier family 13 member 5-like. NCBI's taxonomy places the organism in Eukaryota, Metazoa, Arthropoda, Arachnida, Ixodida, Ixodidae. The transcript has 2 exons. Bases 65 to 370 code for a protein of 101 amino acids. The record is from RefSeq and is a predicted model, not a curated record.